Molecule: messenger RNA, 1860 nt
Organism: Suillus discolor
Lineage: Eukaryota; Fungi; Basidiomycota; Agaricomycetes; Boletales; Suillaceae
Exons: 10
Coding region: 1-1860 (619 amino acids)
Source: RefSeq, a predicted model, not a curated record
AUGUCACAUGCUGGCGACGAAGUGUUCUCAUAUGCUGAUGACAAACUCUCCAGCAUCUAUUCUACCGAGUCUCAAUAUCAGUGUUCUACACUCACUGACUCCCCGGUACAGGACCACUGCGCAUUGGAGGAGGAUCUGAUCGAUUGGUGGGGCAUCUAUGUCCCUUUAGAGUCAUGGAUUCCCCCCAAACCAGAGAGCAUUCUGACAUUUCAAGGAAUCAUCGGACUGAAAUCAUAUCCGGUGUAUAAAUGCAAGUUCACCAUAACCCCUAUUCGGCCCGAAUACGAGCUUUGUUUCAACGGUGACUUUGAUGAAGUCACAAGCAUGCUGUCCGACAUGUAUGUAACUGAAUUGCUCCGGACCCCAAACUUUUUAAGAGGCCAACAUUCCCGAACAAUUGAAGGUCCUGAUGAAUUAGGAGGUGCAACAUCGGAAGAAGAUUCAGCUAAAUCACAGACAUCACCAAACACCAUCAGUAUGGUGAUGGAAUCAACAAUUCUCCAAGAUCCUUAUGAUUGCGGAUGGGACGAUCCAACUGUCGAUGGAGCUGCUCCUGUUCAUGAGUUUUCCACACCCGAUCCAUACGAUUGCGGAUGGGAGGAUGGCACCACAGCUCCGGAAGAAGCUGCGAAGCCUGGAGAAGGAAAUGCAACAUCCGAAGGUUGGCACAACCUGGCUGCCAGGAAUAUGCUAACUUGUGUUGAUGAAAUAGAACAUACGCCAAAUUCACAGACAUCACCACAUCCCAUGGAUCCGGUUCUGGAUUCCACGACUCUCAUUGAUGAUCCCUACGAUUGCGGAUGGGAUGGUGCUAUUGCACCCUCAAAUCAGUUAUCGAUGCCCGAUCCUUAUGAUUGUGGAUGGGAGGACGAAACUGCAGCUCUGAAUGAAGUCAUAAUGCCGGGAGAAAGAUUAGAAAAUGCUGAACCGGAGGAAGGCGAGUACAAUCUUGGCAGCCAAUAUUUGCUUACUCAACUGCAAAGCAGACUGGGCUGCAUUGAACCUAUACCUGCAGAUAAUUUAUACGAGUCCAAAUGGGAUGAUCUGAUGGUGAACAGGGCGGUAUCGCCAAAUAAGUCUGCCGCUGCAGACCCUUAUGAUUGCGGAUGGGAGGAUACCAUGGAUACCGAAGCCUCACCAAUGAAUAUCUCAUCGGAAGAAAGAUUGAAUCCAAGCCAGGAUGAAGGUAUAAAUCAACCCUUCUGCCAGGAAGGCCGUGAUUCAACGGAUGAUACGGCUCAAUUGUCGCACUCUAUUGACAAGGUUAGUCAACUGAGACAGGCGGGAAAUCGUUCAUAUGAGUGCGGGUGGGAUGAUCCAGUUGUCCAGGAGAUGGCUCUCUCCAAGUCGUCGAUGGCCGAUCCUUACGACUGCGGAUGGGAGGAUGAUGCUGCAUUGCCAGAAAAAACCACAACACCAGGAGAUAGCACUGAUGAUACAUAUGGAUGCGGGUGGCAGGACUUUGCGAUGACCACAACUGCCAAGAUAUUUUAUAAUCCUUCCGAUGAACAUGGGGACUAUAGUACAAAUCAGCACAUAGUUCCCACUGAUUGGUCUAGAUCGGAUUCACUAAAUUCAUUCAAAGUGGAUGACAUUGAUAUAGAAAACAAACUUCCGGACAUUGAAAAGGACAGCACCGAGGAUCUUUACGAUUGCGGGUGGGAUGAUCCGAUGGAUAACAUAACAAUCAAGGAGCAACCGGAAGUGUCUGAGAUGAGAGAGGAAAUUGAUGUCAUUGACCUGACAUCGCCAGAGGGGAGAGAUGUUAUAGACCUUACAUCUUCACCUGCCACCUCAAGGCAGUCCUUUUCACCAGCCGAUCCCAAUGUGUUUGAGGAGGCCAAAGAGUCCAUGCAUUGA